AUGGACAAUUCCUCUGGAGAGUUCAUUUUUAUCCUUCAUGGGCUAAAUGAUACAAGGACAAACAAACACAUUUACUUUUCCUUUGGUCUGGUUAUUUAUAUAGUAACUCUGUUUGUAAAUGCGAUACUGAUUGUUACAGUCGUUCUUGACAAAUCACUUCAUGAGCCUAUGUAUCUGCUCAUAUGCAAUUUGUAUCUAAAUGGAAUAUGUGGUGCUUCUGCUUUUUAUCCUAAAAUCCUUUUUGACCUUUUUUCUGAUUCUCAUAUUAUUUCAUAUAAAGGGUGUUUGUCACAAAUGUAUAUUAUUUAUUCCUAUGCUUUUUGUGAAUUUACUUGUCUAACAAUUAUGGCUUAUGAUCGAUAUAUAGCCAUUUGUAAGCCUUUGGACUAUCACAACAUUAUGACACAACAAAUGGUGGUGAAAUUGCUUGUUUUCGCUUGGCUCUUCAGCUUAUUAGAGACAACCAUUGGCGGUGUAUUAACUAUACGACUGCCCUUGUGUGGAAACAAAAUUGAAAAGCUUUAUUGUUUGAACUGGGAUAUUGUAAAGCUGUCUUGCAUAGAUAUCACUUUAAACAACCUGUAUGGAUAUGUUUUAACAGUUUCUCAUGUUUCUCAAGCUGUCCUAAUCAUUAUUUCAUACUUUCACAUCAUCAGAGCAUCUUUGCGUUCAAAGACACAGUGGGUUAAAUUUAUGCAGACUUGCCUGCCACAUUUAAUAACCCUGGCUAACUUCACUAUAUCCCUAGUGUUCGAUGCUAUGUGUGCUCGCUACUGCAGUAGUCAGGGACAGCAAGCUUUGCGCAAUUUCUUUAGUAUGGAAUUUCUUGUUGUGCCACCACUACUAAAUCCAUUAAUAUAUGGAAUGAAACUAGCUCAAAUACGGCAUGCAUUAGUGAGAAUGUACAGACACAGACUUAAAUGUUUACAAAACUAUUAUUGCUAG
This is a messenger RNA of Silurus meridionalis, 945 nucleotides long. RefSeq names its product olfactory receptor 2G3-like. The record is from RefSeq and is a predicted model, not a curated record. Gene Ontology annotation, biological process: G protein-coupled receptor signaling pathway. The coding region runs from base 1 to 945 and encodes 314 amino acids. NCBI's taxonomy places the organism in Eukaryota, Metazoa, Chordata, Actinopteri, Siluriformes, Siluridae. Gene Ontology annotation, cellular component: membrane. The transcript has a single exon. Gene Ontology annotation, molecular function: olfactory receptor activity; G protein-coupled receptor activity.